Messenger RNA from Phymastichus coffea, 2567 nucleotides. Its product is annotated as calcium-binding protein 4. The transcript is spliced from 9 exons. The coding region runs from base 1 to 1287 and encodes 428 amino acids. Gene Ontology annotation, molecular function: enzyme regulator activity; calcium ion binding. The record is from RefSeq and is a predicted model, not a curated record. Lineage: Eukaryota; Metazoa; Arthropoda; Insecta; Hymenoptera; Eulophidae.
AUGAACACAAUUCAAAAGCGCAAAAAUAGUCUACUACCGACCACAGCAAACGAGCAUUCAAACGAGAGUCGUCGUCGUCGACGGCGGCCGAGUCGAGUAUCAAAAUUUCAGACAGUCCUGUCACAACGAGUACGGACCUUACGAGAUUUUCGGGAUUUUCCUGCUGAUGAUAUUACUGCUUUACACGUCGGUGCUGUCUUUAUACACGAGACUCGUCAGAGCAGCACAGUAUCAAAUGAGGAUGUGGAGGCAGGUGGUGUCGUUUGUACGGGUGGAGCAUCGACGACCACGCGCUCGUCAUCGAUCGCCUCGCCGUCAGACCUUGUCGACACCAUCAAGUCAGUAUUCGAUGGCUCGAGUAGGAUACUGCCGAACCCCACCGAGAGAGAGGUCAUCAGCGUCGGCACGGGUGCCAUCAAGAAGCAGCCUAAACAGAGCCGCGUCAAGACCGUCGUCGAGCCUCCGUACUCGCCCACGUUUGACGAGCGAAGACACAGGCAUAGUUUGCCAAGGACAACGACGCGAGAAACGGAAUGUCCGAUGUUGGUCGCAUCGUCGCAAAUGGUCGUCAGAGCCUCGACGUCUUCCUUACCUGUACCGACGCCCACCACCUCACACAAGUCCCCCCACAGUCGUUCCUCCUCGCCGGAUCAGCUUAUGGCCAGUAUCGCUCUCAAAAAACCAAAUAUCACGAAAGCCCAGCUGAAAGAGUUCCGGGAGGCGUUCCGACUAUUCGACAAGGAUGGCGAUGGCUCAAUUACUAAAGACGAACUGGGCAGGGUAAUGCGUUCACUCGGACAGUUCGCCAGGGCUGAGGAAUUACGGACUAUGCUAGAGGAAAUUGAUAUAGAUGGUGACGGCAACGUCAGCUUCGAGGAGUUUGUCGAGAUCGUCAGUAACAUCGGUGGCAGUGCAAGCUCAUCGUCUCCUACGGACCAGGAUCAAGAGGAACAAGAGCUUCGCGAUGCUUUCAGGGUCUUCGACAAGCACAAUCGUGGCUACAUCACUGCUUCGGACUUGCGAGCAGUGCUGCAGUGUCUCGGCGAGGACCUCUCCGAGGAAGAGAUCGAGGACAUGAUCAAGGAGGUGGACGUCGACGGCGACGGUCGAAUCGAUUUCUAUGAGUUCGUUCGAGCGUUGGGUGAGCCAGGAGUUGACGACGACGACGACGACGACGACGACGACGAUGACGAAGACGAAGAGGAUGAAGGCACAGAAGACACUCGUUCGCCAACAUCGCCUGCGCCUGCCACCGCGUCAGCGAGUCGUGCCGGUGAUUCGGAAUAAUGAGACAGAACGAGGAAAUAAAAAAAUGGAAGUGCAUUUAUCGACCUUGCCGCGUAAAAAAUUCCGAUUGACUACGUCAGUGAUCAUCGCAUUCGUCAGUGAUCGAUCGAUUACCAAGACAUAUCUGCAAAAACCGGUUCGCGCCUGCGGAGCAAUCACUCGACAUCCCAUAUUGACAGUUGUGCGCUCUAUUAUGAAAACGACCGUUACGUCUUCUCUCUCGUAUUCUUUAUCUUUCUAUUUCUCUCUCCCCUCCCCCCUCCCUCUCUCCUUCUCGUUUGAUUUUACGAAUGAAUUUCAACAUCGCAAGCUUUCUUUUUACUCUCGUUGUUAUAUGACUCGAGCAGGAUUUAAACUUACUUAAAAAAAGUUUGCAUUCGUAUGCGGACUUUCUCUGUGAGAGAGUCGCUUCGAUUAUACAUAAAAUUACAUAUGCUUAAAAAACAUACAAAUAAGUUAUAAGAUAUAUCAUCGUUAACUAUACUGUAUCAUUAUACGCAAAUCAUACUUUAAUCGCACUUUAAUUGCACAACAACAUGCAAUGAUUAAAGUUAUCUAUUAUUAAUAGCAACAAAAACUCAACGUUUUUCUGAAAUUUUUCGUAAAAAGACUUUUCGACUAGCAUGUUUUGCGCAUUUUUAAGAAUAAACAAAACGUAAUCAAUGUGAAAAGGGACAUGCUAGGAAAAUGAUCAUUCGCAUUAAAAAUUAUAAUAAACAAACAAAAAAACAGUAGUAAAGUUGCAAAUACUAUAUUGUAAUAUUUUCAUCGUUUGAAAAAAUAUAAAAUUUAAUGGCAAAACUUCAAGGUGAUAAAAAAUUUACUUAAGCACAUCUUUGAAUAGUUAUACCGAUAGAUAGAUUAUUAAAAGAAAAAGUAUGCGUGUCUAAUCGAUUCACUCAAACCAAAAACGGACUCGAUCUUCACUGAUUUUGUUGCACAAGGGCUUUUUUACGACGAUACGCAGCUAAUAAGCAUACAUUAAGAAAGCUCGGGGACUUUCAUCAAUUGCGACAUUAUAACGAGCGAUUCUACCGAUUAUUAUCGUACAUAUAUUAACUCAUAAUAAUGUGAGUGAUUUUGCUCGUUAUCUCAACCUUUACGGUUGCUCGAAUUUUAUCGUACUGGACUUGCUGUAUUUGUCUUCGUGUAAUAUUCUAGUCACACGAUUACAACAAUCAAUUACACCAUUGAUUCUUUUCCGAUUCUAUUUCCGUACCUACACGCGUACGAUUAUAAAUAUAUAUCUAUUUUAAGAUUCCAAUAAAUCAUUAAUAAAU